Messenger RNA from Xyrichtys novacula (pearly razorfish), 3164 nucleotides. Lineage: Eukaryota; Metazoa; Chordata; Actinopteri; Labriformes; Labridae. The record is from the annotation of a GenBank genome assembly.
AUGAAGGUCUUCGCAGUCGUCUUUGUGCUGGCUGUCCUCUCAGGUGAGGCUGAAUUUUUCAGAUUUCUUUUACAUUAACAUAAAAACUUCCUCCGUCUCUUCAUUUGUAAACUUCUGAGACUCUGUGUGUCCGUCCCGCUCCAGGCUGCCAAGCCAGAACCCUGUUUGGAGAUGAGGAGAAGACCCCCUGGGAGUCCGCCAUCGACAGGUUCAGGGGUUACUUCACGGACCUGAACAUGAAGGCUGAUGAGGUGGUGAAAGGCAUCAGGAGCUCCGAGAUCGGCAGAGAGCUUGAGUGAGUUCACUGACGUCACACGGAUCAAUUAUCAGUCAUUUAUCAGUUACGCAAAUGCUUGAUAUCAUUUAGAGACGUGAUGAGUUUCAGGUCAGACACGCCUGUUACAUAAAGACGACCUCCGCCUGCGGGUCUUUAGUUUCAUUUCACUUUGGCCACAGAAUCACUGCUCUGAUGGAGAGACUUCGACCUCAAUUCAAUCCAGAAGGUUCUUUAUUUGAGGUCAGAAAUGGACAUUUUCAGACAAAAGGUGGAGGUGAAUAAUAUAAUAUGAAUAAUGGACUGAAUAAUACUAAGAUUAAAAAAAAGAAUAAAACAGACAAAUAAUAAAAAUUAAUUAAAAAUAAAGUGAUGCUAAGAUUUCUGUCAUCUGCUCAGUAUUACUGGAUACUGACAUCUCAAAAAAAAGACCAACAUCUGGAUGCUGAGGUAUUUUUUCACAUGACUGAUGUUUAUUUACUUUGGACCAUAAUUUAUUAAAUGGAUUAAUUGUUAUUUUGAAAAGUUGAAAACUGUUUCUGGGCCUCUUCGUACAGCUGCUGCCUCUGGAGUUAAAGAAUUAUUCCAUUAAAACAUGAAGCAGAGGAGCACGAAACUGCAGUUCCUGAAGGGACCACUAGGGGGACAGUCCAUUAGUGCAAAUGUUAGAAUGCACUUUUUUUUUAACACUAAAACUGGACCUCUUUGUUGGUUUCCACAGUAACCAGAAGUUUGAAUCUGUGAUCCAUAAACCAGUCGGUCACAUAUUAGGAGAUACUGCCCCCUAUUGGACAUAUACUGCACUUCUCCACAUGCCUCAUUCUUGGUCUUCUAAUGUUUCUGUAAAUGCUCGUAAACAGCAGCAGAAGCUCGUUUGAAUCUUUGUGUUCUCGUCACGCUGAUGUGAGUCAGUUUGACGGAGUUAAAGCAUCGACAUGGAGCUGUUAGAUCUGUCUGUCUUUAGCUGAGUCAGUGUGAGGACCUUCAUCAGUAUGUGUCGGAGAGGUGAGGCAUUCACAGAGCUGCUGACUGACGUCUUCAGAGUGUCACUUCAAGGUCCUCUUAAUUUAACUUCUAUCUUCUCCAAUGUGGUCCGAAACAAUAACAUGAUUCAACACAUUAAUAAACCCUCCCGAUCACCUCUGGACCAGCUUUCAAUUCCAACAAAUCCCCUAAAGUCUACCUCUGAACCCUCACAGCACCCUGAUCCAGGACAGCAUGUCCGAGCUCCUCAUGUACAAGGACGACCUGGAGAGCAAAGUGGCCCCCUACACUCAGGAGGCCGGGGAGCGUCUGGCCAAGGACCUGAAGAAGGUGUUCGGUAAACUGCAAGGUCACAUGGGCGAGGCUCGCGAGCAGAUGGACAAAUACAACCAGGAGCUGCAGGCCAUGGUGGAGCACAACGUGGAUGAAGUCAAGGUCAGAGUCUCCGCCUACAACCGCAAGCUGAAGAAACGCCUCAGCAAGGACGUCCAGGAGAUUAAGAGGUGAGAGACACGCUGGAGCGGGGAGGUAAUCACAGCGAGGCGAUGGGAAACGCCGUCCAGUAAGACCAUCUCAUAGUUUUUACGGGUUUUAAAAAGUAAAUCUUUAGUGUUUCUGUACUUUGAGAUCUGGAAAGGUAAGACCAGCGCCUCUCCAGUAUUUAUACUAACUAACUUUUUAAUACAAACUCACAUUCGAGCAGAUCUUCAGGUGAAUUAAACUGGAUUGAAAAAACGAACAUUUGAUUAUUUUAAUACAAGUUUUACAGCAGAUCCUUGAGUUUGGUGUGUGUUGUUGGAUUAUUGGAGAUAUUUUGACAGAGAGGAUUACUAACACAUUUACAGAAUAAGGAAAUCAACAGUAUGAGAAGACAACCAUUUUGUCCACAGGAGGGCGCCAAACAUCACAAAUUUAAAGUUGCUUACUGAAGCUUUAAAUUGAAAAUAGUUGUUUUGACGUAGCACCAAAAUGAGACAGACUUCACAGAAUCAUCUGAGCACAUUUAACUUUUAAUUAGGAAUGUUUUCAAUUACAACAAAUGUAAAUCUUUAAUCUUUAUUUAUACAGCCCUUUACAACAACACUUUCGCUGAACCAAAAUGAUUUACAGUACACAGAAAAUAACAAUAAAUAAAUAAAAACAAUAAAAACAAUAAAAGUAAUUAAAAAAAGAAUGAAAUACAGUGCAAUAAAAAAAAGUGUCACCACGUUACUGGGAAGUAAAAGCCAGCAUAAAUAAGAAGAAUCUGUUUUGUCCACAGGAGGGCGCCAAACAUCACAAAUUUAAAAUCACUUACUGAAGCUUUAAAUUAAAAAUAGUUGGUAUUUUGACAUGAAAUCAAAAUUAAACAGAUUUCACAGAAUCAUCUGAGCAUAUUUAAACUAACCCUAAUUCCUCAUGUUUUGAAUGACAACAAAUGAGUAAAACAGCUGAAAGAUUAGUGGAUUUAAAAACAGCUGUUGUCCUGUGUAAAAGCGAAUAAGUACGGUGGCCCAGAAGGUCCCAUUACCACUAAAAACAUAGAAACUCUUUAUUAUUUUCAUAUUUCUUAAACCUUUAUUGAGUCUUGUGUCCUCAGCUGCUCUGUCCCUCUCUCAGACAUGUUUCAGAAUACUUUGAGGACAUCCAGAGCCGUGCCUCAGACAACAUGGAGGACAUGAGGACCCGCAUCGACCCUUAUUUCUCCCAGGUGAGAGACAACGCCCAGGCCAAGAUCAACACCCUGAACGAUCUGCUGAAGUCUCAGGUGGAGAACAUGAAGGAGAAGCUGCAGACGACCACCGAGGGCAUCAAGGAGCGUUUGGAGAAUACAAGCGACAACCUGAGAUCCACCAUGGAGGAUAAGAUGGAGGAGCUGAGAACCUGGUUCCAGCCUUAUUUCAACAUGUUCAACAACAACAUGUAA